CAGCCUGCUUCCUGGGAAAGCUUACGCGGCCCAGUUUCCCGCAGGCUGCCUGGCCGCCGAGAACGUUCUGAGCCCUUCGGGGAACGCCCUUGACCACGCGACUCUGGCCGAGGACCGCUCUCAGGACCGUUGCAGCCGCGGAGCAGCGGUGAGUAGCAUGCGGGACUACGACGAGGUGACCAGCUUCCUGGGCGACUGGGGGCCCUUCCAGCGCCUCAUCUUCUUCCUGCUCAGCGCCAGCAUCAUCCCCAACGGCUUCAAUGGAAUGUCAGUCGUGUUCCUGGCCGCCACCCCGGAGCACCGCUGCCGGGUGCCGGACACGGCGAACCUAAGCCGCGCGUGGCGCAACCACAGUGUCCCGCUGCGGCUGCAGGACGGCCGCGAGGUGCCUCACAGCUGCCGGCGCUACCGGCUCGCGGCGAUCGCCAACUUCUCGGCGCUUGGGCUGGAGCCGGGGCGUGAUGUGGACCUGGAGCAGCUGGAGCAGGAGGGCUGCGUGGAUGGCUGGGAGUUCAGCCAGGACAUCUACCUGUCCACCAUCGUGACCGAGUGGAGUCUAGUGUGUGAGGAUGAUUGGAAGACGCCCCUCACCUCCUCCCUGUUCUUCGUGGGCGUGCUCCUUGGCUCCUUCGUGUCUGGGCAGCUGUCUGACAGGUUUGGCAGGAAGAGCAUCCUCUUCACAACCAUGGCUGUGCAGACUGGCUUCAGCUUCCUGCAGAUUUUCUCCAUCAACUGGGAGAUGUUUACCAUAUUAUUUGUCAUCGUUGGCAUGGGCCAGAUCUCCAACUAUGUGGUGGCCUUCAUUCUAGGAACUGAAAUUCUUGGCAAGUCAGUUCGUAUUCUAUUCUCUACGUUAGGAGUGUGCACAUUUUUUGCAGUAGGCUACAUGCUGCUGCCGCUGUUUGCUUACUUCAUCCGAGACUGGCGGAUGCUGCUGCUGGCGCUGACGGUGCCCGGGGUGCUGUGCAUCCCGCUGUGGUGGUUUAUUCCCGAAUCGCCCCGGUGGUUGAUAUCCCAGAGAAGAUUUAGAGAGGCUGAAAGUAUCAUCCAAAAAGCUGCAAAAAUGAACAACAUAGCUGCCCCGACGGUGAUUUUUGAUCCAAUGGAGCUACAGGAACUAAAACUCCCAAGUCAGCAGAAAGUUUUCAUUCUGGAUCUGUUCAGGACACGAAAUAUUGCCACAAUAACCAUCAUGUCCUUGCUGCUCUGGAUGCUAACCUCAGUGGGUUACUUUGCUCUGUCUCUCAACGCUCCUAAUUUACACGGAGAUGCCUAUCUGAACUGUUUCCUUUCUGCCUUGAUCGAAGUUCCGGCUUACAUUGUAGCCUGGUUGCUGCUUCGAACCUUGCCUCGGCGUUACAUCAUAGCCGGAGUACUGUUCUUGGGAGGAGGCGUGCUUCUCUUAAUUCAGCUCGUACCUGCAGAUUACAACUUAUUGUCCAUUGGUCUGGUGAUGUUAGGAAAGUUCGGGAUCACCUCUGCUUUCUCCAUGCUGUAUGUCUUCACUGCAGAGCUUUACCCCACCCUGGUCAGGAACAUGGCUGUGGGGGUCACAUCCAUGGCCUCCAGAGUGGGCAGCAUCAUUGCUCCCUACUUUGUUUACCUCGGUGCUUACGACAGAGUUCUGCCCUACAUCGUCAUGGGUAGCCUGACUGUCUUCAUUGGAAUCAUCACCCUUUUCUUCCCUGAAAGUUUUGGAAUGACUCUACCAGAGACCUUAGAGCAGAUGCAGAAAGUGAAAGGGUUCAGGUUUAGGAAAAAACCAAGAGAUUCAGUAGAGAAGGAAGAAAAUCCCAAAGUUCUAGUAACUUCAUUCUGAUAAGAUCUCCACCCCAUUUGGUGACCUGAAAACCAGCUGCAUCAGACUCUACGAGGAAACCAAAGCCUUUCCUGAGGAACUGGACCAAACCUGAUGAUGAAC
Odobenus rosmarus divergens (Pacific walrus) is the source of this 1921-nucleotide messenger RNA. It is a transcript of the gene SLC22A4, whose product is annotated as solute carrier family 22 (organic cation/ergothioneine transporter), member 4. Gene Ontology annotation, molecular function: ATP binding; transmembrane transporter activity. Bases 158 to 1819 code for a protein of 553 amino acids. Gene Ontology annotation, cellular component: membrane. Gene Ontology annotation, biological process: carnitine transport; transmembrane transport. The transcript has 10 exons. Lineage: Eukaryota; Metazoa; Chordata; Mammalia; Carnivora; Odobenidae. The record is from RefSeq and is a predicted model, not a curated record.